AGUGACAGUGAGAAGGGAAGAGAAGAGAAGAGAAGAGAAGAGAAGAGAAAAGAGAAGAGAAGAGAAGAGAAGAGAAGAGAAGAGAAGAGAAAAGAGAAGUGGAGAGAAGAGAAGAGAAGAGAAGUUUCAGAAUGAAGUCUUCUGUAGCUGUGCUGGUGUUGCUGUGCUGUGGUGUGGUAAUGAGCGAUAAUGAGGUCAUUGAUCAGCUUCACUACGGAGAUGAAGAGAGCAUCAAAAAUGAAGCUCGAAGAACUGAGGCAACCAUCUCCGACCAACAACCCUGCCAGCCUGAUAUUCAUACAGUGCUAAGAGAGCUGAGCAUUAAACUUGCAGAACAAAGUGUAGAGCUGAGAUACACAAAGAACCAGAUGAGCGCUGUGGAGAAACAGCUGGAGGAACUGAAGAAGCAGAAUGAAGCUCUCUCAGCAGAAAUCAGACUGAAGGCCAGUGAGAAACAAGUGGAGGAACUGAAAAGAGAGACUGAAGGUCAGGCUCUGGAGCUGAAAACUCUACAAAUUAGAUCGAAUGUCACUGAGAGCCAAGUGAGAGAGUUGAGCAGGGAGAAUGAAUAUAAAAUAGCUUUUUCAGCAUCACUGUCUACUGAAGAAGCCGUUACAACAACUGGACCCUUCAACACUGAUUUUACACUGAAGUACACUAAUGUCUUUGUGAACAUUGGCAAAGCUUACAAUCCAGAAACAGGCAUCUUCACAGCACCUGUCAGAGGAGUCUACAUGUUCAGAUUCUCCAUUAGUGGAAAUGGUAGUACUUCAGUCGCUGUUGGAGCACGGCUCUUUAAGAAUGGACAUCAUGUGGUUAUCGGUUAUUGUCAACAACCCAGCCACAGAGUGGGCACAACCAAUGGAGCAUCUCUGCUGUUGGAAGUGGGAGAUGUGGUCUAUGUACAACUGUAUCCCGAUACACAGAUAUUUGAUAAUGUAAAUUACCACAAUACAUUUAGCGGACAGUUGCUUUUCACAAUGUAAAAAGGUCAGCUUAGACCACUGAAGUUAUUAAUGAAAAACAAUGAAAAAACAAUGAAAAUGAAAAAUUAGUAGUGUUGAGCCAGCACUGAAACAACAUGCAGAGAGACAACACAAAUCAUUAAAUAAUUUUGACAUUACCAAAGGUAUUUUAAAUAUACUUUAACUUCCAAAGCUGUCCACUUUAAUAGAUAUAAAUGUGAGAAUUAUUUUUUCUUCAAUUGUGUAAUGAUAGUGUCUGUGUUAUUAAUUGAUUUAUGGUUUGGAAAUGUGUCUAAUUCUGAAAUCUCAAAAGUAAUUUUAUUUUAUUUGCAUUCAUUUUAAAACAACAUGUCAAGAAUUUAUCUCUGAUGAGGCAUCAUCUGAGUAUCCGCACAUAUAUGGUCACUUUCUGAGAAUCUCACGGACAACUCUUGGGCAACUCACUGGAAGUUGACAACUUUUCUUUAUAAAAGUUUGUUUGUACAA
Messenger RNA from Colossoma macropomum (tambaqui), 1451 nucleotides. RefSeq names its product cerebellin-1-like. Gene Ontology annotation, molecular function: protein binding. Lineage: Eukaryota; Metazoa; Chordata; Actinopteri; Characiformes; Serrasalmidae. The coding region runs from base 132 to 986 and encodes 284 amino acids. The transcript is spliced from 5 exons. The record is from RefSeq and is a predicted model, not a curated record.